CCACCCAAGAUAAAAGUGCAAUUCAGUAUACUGAUACAUUAUAUGUCGAUAAAAUAUUUUCUCAAGCUUCAGAAUAUAGUAAACAGGACUCUGAUUUCAGUUCAGACAAAUGUGAAGCUCUACCUACAUGGUUUCCAACUAGAGAAAUAGCAUGUUUGCCUACAAAAAUUCACAAAGAGAACAUACUUACUAAAUCACAACAUUUAAACAUUUUUAAGAAUGAACCAAGAAAUGCAAAUAUUAGCUAUAACCCUCUAAAACUAGACAAAAUGCUUGCUAAAGUUUUAUAUAAAAUAUCAGCAGCUUUAUGGCUCUUAGACAAUGUGCUUAAAUCAGUUUAUACAUCUAAGCCUCUAUAUACUGAUCAAGAUAGGCUUUUAGAAACAAGAGUCAUGCCUCAAGUAGAAGAAGCAGUACUAGUUAUAAUUAUAGGCCAACUUCUUCUUGCAAUAAUUAGAAAUUUAACUGGCAAAGAGGCGGCUUUACAACCUUCUAGAGUCACCUCACACAGGAAAAUCAACAAUAAUAUCGAGAAUAGGGGGAAGACUAGCACACUUCAUACUGAAGACCUUAGGCUUUGUGAUAAAUUUAAAAAAAUUGAAACUGAUAUUAGUACAACAAGCAGAAUAUCUAGGAUUUAUAAUAAACUCCAAGACUAUGACACUAGCACUACCCAAACACAAGAUAAAAGAUAUCCUGAAAGAUUGCAAAAUAACCAAUGGAUGAGACAUGUAUCUGGCUCUUUCCCAAGAAAGCAUAUAACAGAUAUAGUAGUGAAUAAUAAAUCUAGAAGGCUAAGAAGUAGCACAGGGAAUAUGGCUGCUCUCUGGUUACUAGAACAACCUACAAAAACAUUUACAUAUCAAUAUUCUAGAACUUAUAGCAAUACAUUACGCUCUUCUAGCAUUCAAGGACUUAAAAGAUCAAGCAGUUAUGAUCAGAAACGACAAUACUACAUGU
Racocetra persica is the source of this 960-nucleotide messenger RNA. The record is from the annotation of a GenBank genome assembly. Lineage: Eukaryota; Fungi; Glomeromycota; Glomeromycetes; Diversisporales; Gigasporaceae.